This is a messenger RNA of Lynx canadensis (Canada lynx), 4100 nucleotides long. RefSeq names its product Tax1 binding protein 3 (gene TAX1BP3). Gene Ontology annotation, cellular component: postsynaptic membrane; adherens junction; postsynaptic density. The transcript has 4 exons. The record is from RefSeq and is a predicted model, not a curated record. Gene Ontology annotation, biological process: neurotransmitter receptor transport postsynaptic membrane to endosome; neurotransmitter receptor transport, endosome to postsynaptic membrane. The coding region runs from base 2793 to 3230 and encodes 145 amino acids. NCBI's taxonomy places the organism in Eukaryota, Metazoa, Chordata, Mammalia, Carnivora, Felidae. Gene Ontology annotation, molecular function: protein binding.
GGGAUUUUCGCUGCGGGCUUCACUGAGCUGCGCUUGGUUGCCAGAUUGCGGUCGAGAUGUCCUACAUCCCCGGCCAGCCGGUCACCGCUGUGGUGCCAGGCAACAGAGAUGGCUGGGACCCAAGCUCCUCCUGAAGACCCUGAACCGAGGCCGGACCCCGCACAUUACCGCCGCUGCGUCGGACUCCUUCCUGCGGGAAGGACCGAGGAGAAAGUCCCCAGCUGUGGGAAUACCGGGAGAGCGCCCCCUUCCCAGGCCUGAGUCCCCAGCUGAGCAGCCGAGGGGGGCGGGCACCGGGCCCGACGUCCGUGAGUCGCAGCCUCUGGAAUGAGGAAGUGCUUCCUCCGCUGCAGCCGACGCCGCCGCCCAGAAGGAAACUUGGGGGGUGGAGAUGGCCUGAGCCUGAGUAGCAGCACAGUAUCCCUCCCAUCCAGGCUUGCUUGUUCGGACCUUCCGCCGCCCGCUCCAGAGUGAAGGCUCAUGCAGUUGGCUCGCUCCUGCUCCAAACUUUCCCCGGAUCCCUAGCCCUGGGGCAAAGUCCAGGUUCCUCGCCUGGCACUUCGGGCUAGCUCAGGGCCCUGCCUACAGCCCCCCCCCCCCCCGCCCCCCCAUUGCCUUGUCUUGGGUGCCAGAUGCUAUUAGACUAGGCAGAGGGAAGAAGGCAGGCUGGGACAUUAGACUCAGAAGCCAGUGCCAAAGCUGAAUGAAGCCUGGAGGCAAACUCCAAGGCGGAGGUGGGGAAACUGAGUCCCAGAGAGAAGUCUAGUCAUGUCCAGGCCUAAAGGAAGUCCUCAGGAAAAACCCAGAUCUCUGAGAAGAAAUGCCUGCCAGGCAGCAUUGGGUCAGAUGGAAGUCCCAGUCCUGAGGCCAUGGGACUUGCCGCAGAAUCUCAGAUGGGUGUACAGCGGAGCUCCUGCAGUCAGAAGUUGGCAGGGUGUGAAGCUGCUGAUAAAGGUGGCAUGUGAGUUUGAGCUUAGAGAACGAGCUGUGGCCUGGGAAAGUACAUUUCUGGAUCUGGGGACAGCUGUCCUAAGCUUCACCCUGGCCGCACCAACCUUGGCUUUCUAGAUCCCUAGCUGCCUCAGAGAGAAGGGGCCAGGUUUGCUUCUUAUGGAAAAAAAGGGGGUGUAGGGGAGGCACCAGAAAGGGGCCGUAACCUGCCUGACUGCCUGACUUCACCUAGUGAGUCAGUGACAGGGCCUUGUCUUCCAGCCCAAGGGCCUGUACUCCCUUCUGACCUUGAGGGUGGGUCAAUGGUGUGCAAAGUUCUGUUUUGGAGGAGGGGGAGCAAGCCUGGAGGAGCUCACACUUUUGGGCACAAGGACCUAGGUCUAGUGGGCCUAGUCAUACUUCUUGCUUCCCCUCUCUCCUAUUCUGGCAGGUCCGCAGGCCUUCCUCAAAACUGUAAGACCAUGACCUUCCAAUUCUUGGGAACACUAGGAACAUGUCUGAACAUGGUGGGGGUCUGGCCUCUCCCUCUUGUGUUUUGGAUUGGGGGAGGGGUGGAGGAGGCUUCCUUCCUGCUUCCUGCCUAUCCCACGUAGUUACCAUUUUGCGAAUGUUAAAACCAUUUUCGCUUCUCCUCUGAACUCUGGUUCCAUAGGUCCUUCUGCCUUCUGGACACUUGCCUGGGUGGCUCCUGGAACUCCAAAAUGCUUCUUCAGGGUCACCAGCUGAGAGAUGGUUGUGUUCAGCCGGGCCAGGUGGCUGCGAGUUUCCCUUGACUCCUCUCCACCAUGGGCAGUCCCCAAGUCUGUUGACCUCAUUUUCCAAGUAGUCGUGUUCCCUGGCCUCCACAUCCCACCUCUGGGAUACACCCGUUCCCCUCCUGACUACCCAAGUGGUCAUUCUAGCCUCAAACCUGACCAUGACCAACCUUACUCCUGGGAGUCCUAGUGGGCCCAGAAUCAAAAUCAGGUGUCCAGACUCCUGUCACUCCUUCAAGGCCUGCUGCAAAUGAUCCUUCCUCCGUCCAGAUCAAGUCACUUUGGUUUUUUUUCCUUCCUGUUAGAACUCAACUUUGGGUGAGGGGGAGUGGUGGGGAGGGGGCGGGGGCGGGCAGUGAUCUUGUCCCACCCCUACUAUUUGGUGAUUGAAGGGUGCCUGCUGAGGGCUUUGAAAGGAGCUUGGCAGUUUGGGGAUCACAGACCUAGAACCCUCUUCUGCCUCCUACACUGCAUGAACAGCAAGGUCUGGGGCUUAGGGAGAAACUCCUUCCUUCAGGGCCAGCCUCUUGGGCCCACACUCCGCAGCUUUUCUGAUCUGGCCCCAGCCUUAUCUCAGCACCCAGUUCCAGACCUAUGCUGUACACUCAUCUCAUGGACAUGUAUCUGUACCACUUUCAAGUCUAUGCUCUUGUCCCUUGGCCAGGACAGCCCUUCCUCUCCUUUCUGUGCAAGUUUGAACUUCUCUGCUUUUCUGGAGCAUCUCCAGUCUUGCCCUUGAUAGCGUUGGCUCAGCAAUGAGCUGCCUCAGCAAGGUACCUACAUUCCCUCCCCCCUACCCCCACAGGGCCUGACCCCUUCUGCCCUGUGUGGUCCUUCCCCUGGGACAUAGCCCCCUUCCUCUCCCCUCCCAAUCCAUAGCAGCCAUAGCAUGCUGGCUCUUGGGCCAGGAGGGACUUAAAGCGCAUGUUGACUAAGGUUGGUGCCUGAGACUAAUAGGAAGGGGAACAAGGCUCCGACAGCUUGCGUAGGUGGAUUGUUGUGGCUGAGUUCUGAGUCUCACCCCCGUCUCCCAGGCUGGUGACCAGCUGGAAUCUUGAAGAGGGCCCUGGGCCCCACCCCCUUGGCAUGGCUCUGAGCUGGCCUAGCAGGCUGAGGCUACUGCUGGACACAGAUCAGAUUUGUUGUCCACAUACCCACCUGCCUCCAACGUGUUUUUCCCUUUGCCAGCAAAGAGUUGAAAUUCACAAGCUGCGUCAAGGUGAGAAUUUAAUACUGGGCUUCAGCAUUGGAGGUGGAAUUGACCAGGAUCCCUCACAGAAUCCUUUCUCAGAAGACAAGACAGAUAAGGGCAUUUAUGUCACACGGGUAUCUGAAGGAGGCCCUGCUGAAAUUGCUGGGCUGCAGAUCGGAGACAAGAUUAUGCAGGUGAAUGGCUGGGACAUGACCAUGGUCACGCACGACCAAGCCCGGAAGCGGCUCACCAAGCGCUCGGAGGAGGUGGUGCGUCUGCUGGUGACGCGGCAGUCGCUGCAGAAGGCAGUGCAGCAGUCCAUGCUGUCCUAGCAGCCUGCUGCGGUCCCUGACUUGUGCCUGCCUGCCUGCAUUGACGCCACCACGCUCUGUUUGCCCCUCAUCUUGGCUUCUGAUGUGUGCUGGGCCCCAGCUCCGAAAGGCCAGAGCUGGUCCCAGAGGCCUGUCCCUGGCCUGACUCAGCCUUCCUUCCCCUCUCCCACCACUGGCCUGAGCUUCUGGGACCAGCUCUCUCCUGCAGACACUGAUGGAAAGUAAGGGCCUGGAGUUGAAUUGUAUUCAGUCUGUAGUGACCACAGGUUUGGCCCGCAGACUCUGCUGCUGCAUGGCCUCAGCAGUGACCAGAUGGGCAGAGGCCCCACUUCAUGAGAGCCACCACAAAGUUGGAGGAUGCCAGGUGGGGCUGGCCUUUCCCACACUCAGUCCCAACUGUAGGGCUUGGCCUUGUCCCUGUGUCUCAGCUCUGCAGUGACUGUGCCCCAUGUUUUUCCCUGCCUUCCCCAGCAGGGACUCGACACACUACCAGAGGUGCUACAGAGGUUUGCCCAUGUGGAAGCCAGGCAGGCUCACAGUUCACCCCAUUGCACCCCAUUUCCCUGAGGGGCGCUGACCUCCCCAGGGUUCACCUGCUUACGAGACUUAGACGAAAUUCAAGGCUGACAUUUCAGGGCAGUUCUGAGGAUUGCCAUCUCUAUGCCUGUGCGUUUAACUUUAUAUUUUUUUAAUCACAACUUUGAUACAAAAGCAUUUUUAUCUUACUGUUUGGAGGUGCCAAUUCUACUUCUGAAUUUAGCUUACUAAUUCACAUCUGGGAACAAGCAUUGCUCUGGUUCCUGUGGAAAUGGGGCAGUAUGAAGCUGCCCAUACCUGACAUCUUGUGCCCAAAUAAAGUGCUGGAAUUCA